AUGUUCCACUUGGAAAUUGGAGGUGGAAAUGAAAUGCAGCAGCUGGACUCUGGACUGGGAAUGAGGAAUGGAACUAGCAAAUCAGAUUUGCCAGUGGCUGAUGAAUACUUAAGCCUCUACUCUGCUCUCCUUUCAGUGCUCGACUGCCAGGUGGGCGACUGGGGGGCGUGGAGCGAGUGCGACAAGAGCUGCGGCGCUGGCAUGAUGACGCGCACCCGCCAAGUCCUCCAAGCAGCCCAAAACGGAGGCAAGCACUGCCCCUCCCUGCUCCAGAAGCGAGCCUGCCAAGGCUAUCGCUGUCACGGACAUCGGGAUAAGAAGAUACUGCGAGAAAUGGCUCUUCUCCUGCCCGCCGCACUCACGCGCAAUCAUCGCACCAACGAGAGCAGCGACAGCCGCCACAAUCUGCACUCGCGCUAUCGCGACUCCUACAAACACAAUCGGGAUCAUGAAUACUGCGUGGAGUUCGAGGUCAUCAAGGCAUCCAAAGCCUGCCACAAGCUGCCGCCCUAUAACCUGAUGCUGGAGGGUGAUCGCAUAACUGUGCGCUGUGACCUGGAGGCGCUGGUGCAGGACAAAGAUGCUGAGGCUGGUGUUGGGAAGGCGGGCAACAGAGGCGCAACAACAACAACAACUACAACGCAUAAGACUCUAAUGGCACAGCCAUAUCUAACAGAGGAGGGCGAGGAGAACAGCAGCAGCAGCAACAGCAAUGAUAAUGACGAUGAUAACGAGGACGAGCAGGAGCAGGAGCAGGAGCAGGAGGAGGAUGAGGAGGACACCGAGGAAGAUGAUGCACAAAAUAUGCUCGACUCCGAAGCAAAUGGCGAUGCGGAAGCGGAAACGGAAGCGGAGGCGGCCAGCCGCGAGAGCUAUGGCUACAAGCACCAGAGGCCAUCAUCGCACCAUCCACGCGCUGCAACGUCCAAGCGCAGCGCCAAUGCUGCGGCGCCCAUGUUGCCGCCGGCGCUGCAGCCACAACAGCAACAGUUGCUGCUCAACUAUCACUGCCGCGGCGAGGGGCUGUCGGGUCGCACGACGCGUUGGAGCGCGUUGCCGGCGCCGUCAUGUCGCGGCAAGUGGCUGCGCCUGACCAUCGGCCCACCCAAGAAAUGCAACCAUGCGCAAUUCAUAUUCGUCUAAGCAGCUGCUGCAGCAGGAGCAGUAUUCGCAGCCAUCCAAUGCAAUACUUGGAUAAAUCUUAACUUUUUUUUUUUUUGAUCUGAUCGAGGACGUCAAUAUAUAUGUGUAGGGUAUACGCGUAGUCUAUGUAGCGAGUUCAUCAAUCCCGAAAACCCAUCCCAGAGCCCAAACCUAUCUCUCCAGUUCCCAUUGGGUAACAGCCAUACAUAAAUAACGGCUCACGGC
Drosophila arizonae is the source of this 1368-nucleotide messenger RNA. It is a transcript of the gene vex, whose product is annotated as somatomedin B and thrombospondin type 1 domain containing protein vexed. Lineage: Eukaryota; Metazoa; Arthropoda; Insecta; Diptera; Drosophilidae. The record is from RefSeq and is a predicted model, not a curated record.